AUGGCUACAGAAAUAAAAUCAGAUAUAAAAAUGGAAAUAAAUAUCUUGGUAGCAAAAUUGGAUGGUUUUGAGGUUAAAUUAAAAGAUAUGGACUUUCAAGUAAAUCACCUGAACGAUGAUUAUCAAUUGGCACUCCGCAAAAUCUCUGACCUCGAAUUUAAAGUGAGCGAUUUGGAAGAUCGAUCUAGGCGGAAAAAUCUGCGCUUCAGAAAUCUGCUGGAGAAGGGAACUGAGGACAAUGUUAAACAAAUUGUGAAAGAAUAUAUAUCUGCCUUAGGAAUUACAUAA
Messenger RNA from Pelobates cultripes (western spadefoot toad), 288 nucleotides. The record is from the annotation of a GenBank genome assembly. Lineage: Eukaryota; Metazoa; Chordata; Amphibia; Anura; Pelobatidae.